GGUCCUCAUACGACAGACUGCUCAAAAUAUAUACAUAUAAACCACCAACACCAACAGCACCACCGCCCAAUGCAGCCAAAUACCCAGCCGAGUGAGAUUGAGAAUCUUCACUACCCAAUGGAAAUUGAAAAUCUACAGGCUCCAUAUACAAGGUUUGAGAGAGAUGUGAGCCUAGGAAGUGGUAAAGGGAAUGAUUUGCCUUCAAUUGAAAUAGCUUUCAAGGAGAAGGCAAUUCCCACAUGGAGGAAUCAGUUGACUAUAAGAGCUUUUGUUGUGAGCAUUGUUUUGGGUACUUUGUUCACUGCCUUGGCGAUGAAGCAAAGUUUGUAUAGCGGAACAUUUAAUCCUAUAAACAUGUAUGCUGGGAUCGUAGGGUUCUCCUGCAUCAAAACUUGGAUCAUGAUCAUUGACAAAUGUGGGAUUUUAGGUCCACCUCUCACUAGGCAAGAGAAUACCUUGAUUCAAGCUACAGUCCUUGGAAUCACUGGUGUAACUUCUUCUGGGGGCUUGUCAAGCUUCAUUUCUGGAAUGUCCCUUACUGCUGCAAAGCAAAGGGAUCCACCAAUUGUUGAUAAGCUGAACGUUAAGAACCCAAGUGUUGGCUGGCUUUUCGCCUUUUAUCUUGCCACAUCUUUAGUGGGCCUCUUCUUUAUGGCGCCUUUUCGAAAGGUUAUCAUCGUAGACUAUAAAUGGUUGUUCCCUAGUGGGCAGUCAAUUGGUUACCUUAUCAACAGCAUCCAAGCUCCUCUCAAGACCAAGUUCGCAAGGAAACAAGUGACAACAUUUGGCAAGUUCUUCUCCUUUAGCUUCAUUUGGAGUGGUGUCAUGUGGCUCUUUACUGGAGGGAGAUUCUGUGGCUUUAGUUUCUUUCCCUUAUUUGGUUUCAAAGCAACAGAAGCCGGCUUCUAUUGGGAUUGGGCGGGUACAUAUGUUGGAGUUGGCAUGAUGUGCCCAUACAUCACAACCAUAUCAGUAUUGAUUGGAGCAAUAUUUGGAUACACCUUCAUGUUUCCUGAGUUACAAAAGAAAAGUGGAAAGUGGUAUACUAAUGAAGUCAGUCGAGAUAGCUUCCAUGGCUACUCUGCUUACAAAACCUUCAUUGCUUCAUCGAUGAUUCUUGGGGAUAGCUUCUACCAAAUCUUGAAACUUAUUGUCAUUGGAUUGUACCGCAAACUCCAGGAAAAAGACACUAUUGCUGCUCUUCCACUUGCUGAUCCACAUUCCACUGCCGGAAGCUCAGCUUUGGAUAUUGAUGAGCAGUUCAGGACCCAAAACUUCCUCAAGGACAAAAUUUCAACAAAAUAUUCUUUGGCUGGCUGUGCUGCACUGAUGCUUGUUUCCAUAAUAGUUCUUCCAAUAAUCUUUCCUCAGGUCAAAUGGUACUACGUUGUGGUCAUGUACAUAUUGUGUCCACUUUUUGCUUUCAGUAUGACACAUGCACAAGGGGCUACUGACAUGUACAUAAGUGCCGGUUUGGGUAAGAUAGGCGUUUUCAUCUUUGGUGCCUGGGCUGGAGUCUCUCGAGGUGGUGUUGUUGUUGCUCUAGUUGCCAAUGGGGUCAUAGGAAACUUUGUUGCCUCUGCUUCUGAUCUAAUGGUAGACUUCAAAACUGGCUACUUAACUGUGUCUUCCCCAAAGUCUAUCCUCAUUGGCAGAUUCAUUGGGACUGCAGUUGGUUGCUUUGUCACUCCUUUAAUCUUUUGGUACUUCCAGGUAAAAUAUCCUGAUUUGGGGUUCAAUUCUUCAACUUAUCCUAUACCUUUUGGUGUCAUUAGUAGAGAGGCUGCAUCAGAUGCUCUUCAAGGAGCUUCAGGCUUGCCAAAGUACUGCCUUCUUUUUUGCUUUAGCGCCUUUGCUCUAGGCAUCAUCUUCAACAUAAUCAGAGAUGUUUCGCCAAAUAAAUGGGGGAGAUUUGUUCCCAUUCCAUUGAUAAUGGCCAUACCACUCACCACCGGAGGUUUUCUGGCUGUUGAUCUCUGUCUGGGGUGCUUGAUAGCUUUGAUCUGGAGGUUUAAGAAUAAGUCUCAGGCUGAUGUUUUUAUACCCAUAGUUGGUUCUGGUUUGAUUUGUGGAGAUGGGCUCUGUACUUUGCUGCUUUCAAUAAUUAGUUUGAUUAAUUGGAAGGCACCAGCAUGUGUACAGUUUCUUAGGAGACAACUGGCAGGGUAACAGAAGAAUAGAGCUUGAUAAAAGUAACUUGGUCCCAGUUUUUUCAGAAUCAGUCAUGUACCUACAUUACACAUGAAGAUUUUUGUUUUGUUUUGUUUUGUUUUUCUCUUCCUUUUUGACUGCUAUUUGUUUUGUUUUGUUUUUGGUUUUUCAUUUGUUCAGUCGUACCAUACUAGUAAUUAUGUACCUAAAAGCCAUGUGCAUUAAGAUUUGCUAAUCUGAGUGUCUAAGGCUAACUUCUAUACAAUUCUCCUGGUUUGAGCAAA
Messenger RNA from Quercus robur (English oak), 2435 nucleotides. RefSeq names its product probable metal-nicotianamine transporter YSL7. Gene Ontology annotation, molecular function: oligopeptide transmembrane transporter activity. NCBI's taxonomy places the organism in Eukaryota, Viridiplantae, Streptophyta, Magnoliopsida, Fagales, Fagaceae. The coding region runs from base 70 to 2169 and encodes 699 amino acids. The record is from RefSeq and is a predicted model, not a curated record. Gene Ontology annotation, cellular component: membrane. The transcript is spliced from 6 exons.